AUGAAAGCAUUUCCUUGUGCUGAGGAUCAUGACUUGCGACAGGCAGCACAUUGUGCCUGGCUCUCACAGACCAACCCGUUUGAGGUCAGCGGGGAACUUCCCAGCAGUACUCUGAUCCCAACAGCGCAGCGCCAGCCUCGUGUGGACUUCGUGAGCAGUGCAACUGCGAUGAAGAGCAUUUUCCGUGCAUCCUUUGAGACGGAGUCCGACGUUGGAGUUGCAGUGCACCGAUUGGGCGACUGGCUGGUGAUUGAUGAUGGAAGUGAGUUGUCAUGGUGCCCGCACAGAAGUGGACCAGAUGAGGAUUUAUGGGCGGAGCGGGUCCGCGAUGCGGAACAACUUCAUCGGGCGUGUCAAGCCAAAGUCGAGGCAGCAAAGGCAAAGUCCAGAGAAAGACAGCAGUACUUGGAGAAGGUUAGAUCCAUGCUUUGGGAUGCUGAAGUUGCUGCAAGUCAGGCAGACGAAGAACUUCGAGAGGCUUUAGCUGAAGCAUCAAGAGCAGCAGAAGCGUGUGAACAUUUGAAAGCACCUGCACCAGAGACCUAUGAUGAUUUUCCAGACCCAGAUCCAGGUCAGGUGUUUGAGGAGGAACCACUGGAUUCACCUCCAUUGGGUUCUCAGGAUGAUCCGCAGUUGUAUCGGAACUUUCUGGGUCACUCCAUUCAACAGCUUCAGGACGAGCUCAUUCAGCCCAUCGCAGCAGAGAAUGAAGAACAAGAGGUUGCUCCUUCGCCGACAAAAUGUCAGGGUGAGCUGGUGCUUUUGGAUGGCCCUCCUGCAUCAUUUCAUCAGGUGGGUGUUUGGAAGAUGGCAGAUGAUGCGUCUGUGGUGGUGGGGAGCCGCCUGCUCUGCCUUGGCAAUUCAGAACACCCCAAGCUGACUUUGUACCUGCACGGUGACAGGAUGAUCUCUGACACCAUACUUUUGGAACACUGGCUUGAAUGCUUGAUGGCCGGCGUUCCAGAGUUUGCCGUUUGCUUUCACCGCGAUGGCGCUGUUCAGUCCUAUUCCAUCUACAAGCUCUCUGAGUUGCAACGCUUUCUUGAAGAGAGAAUGGAGCUGGGCCGGCGUGUCCAGAUGACCUUAGAGGUGUUGCGCUGGAUCAAGCGCCAGUGCCGCUUGGAGGGCUGCAGCUAUUGGUUGUCGAAGGACAAAAAGGAUGCAUCCCUCAAGCUUAUCAAGUUGUCCGGAAAUGACUACCCACAAGACGAAGGCAGCGGAGGCUCUGCGUUGCCAGUCUUUGGACCCAAUGCCAACGGCUUGGUCUUGAAAAACACUUUCCUGGAGCUUCCAGACGAGGAUGAGCCCUCCAGCUUUCGUCGCGCAUUAAGCUGCCCAGCUCGUUUUCUGGGGAAUGUCAUCGAGGAUGACCUGUGUCACGUGUCACCUUUCUGCAGCCGCAUCUCGACGCUCUUCUUCUGCCGUGCUGUCUCCUCCACGCCUGGCCCAGAUGCAGCGCGCUUCUUUAGGCAGGUCUUGGACCUGGAGACCUACAUCCCACAGGUCGAGGAUGAGGAGGGUGCUCCUGCAAGGUUGCCAUCAAGUACUGCCGGAAGAGCUGCUUUGCAAGCCUGCAGUCACUUGGGCUUGGCACUCUGUGAACUGGAAGCCUACCACACCUACCACGACUGCUCUGAUGAGCCGGGCUCCUUUUGCGCGGCCACCGUGGCAGAGCCGGCAGCCUUGUUGUCAAGGCUUCGGCAUGACCUGAGCCUGAGCAUGCGUCCAAGGUAUCGCAUGCUCCCUUGGACUCGGGCAGUCUCCAACGUGAGCACAGUGAGUGCGCUCUUUGUGGCUCUUCCACCAUGGCCGUCCGAGUUGAGAAGCUGUGCUCCAACCGAUGUGGCGCCCGCCACCGUCGCGCUGAAGAGAGCGGGUGAUGCCUUGGACUUGCUGAAGAGCGCCUCCAAGGAGGAGACGAAGCGUUUAGAAGCGUUGGCUCUUCCCAUCUCUGCAUUGGUGCUGCUACAGCUGGCUUCGCUUUUGCUCAAAGGCCCUUUGUCAAAGAGAAGACAGGUUAUGAUUUGGCAAGCGCUUCAGAUGGGACGGACCUUUGUCUCCCUGGACAGCACGCCGAGACCCGACCUGCAGCCCUUCUUCUCCCAACUUCCUUUCAAAGAGGAAUUGCUGCUGAGAUUUGAGUAUUUAUCUGGACGCGCGCUCCUGCUGUUUGCCAACGAGGAGACCAACAUGCCUGAGGAGUCAUCGAAGGAGUGUGUCUUGGAUGAGCUCCAGCAUCAGCUAGCCAGGCUUGAAGAAUGGGCUGAGACUCGCACCGAGGAAGAGGAAGACAUGGACCUCAGGUGGAAUCUUUUCGAGGGCGAUGAGGUCCGACCUCACCGAUGGCGGCUGCAGGCUGCCUGGCACCUGGAGCGCAGUGUGCGCAGUGUGCCACCGCAGAUCCUCGAGGCAGGAUCCCAAAGAGGAUGCAGUGCACUCCUAAAUGAGCUGAUGAUGAUGGUGUCCAUCUCCCUCUCCGAGUCUGCUGUAGCGAGCGUGGCAUUGGACAAACUUGAAGAUUCUCCAGCAGAUCACGCAGCUCCCUUGCAGGCCCUCAAGUCCGCCAAUGAGCACUUGUGUCGGGCAGAGGACUUGGCCGACGCUGCUGGCCACAAGGCUGCUGCUGCACUGGCGAGAGCCAGCAGGGGGCACCUUUGUGGCGUGGCCGCUGAUGAGAUUGCCCACGCGGCUCAGAGAGGAUCUUCGAAGAAUACCUUGGAGACCUUCCUAAACCCAGAAGAGGCGGAAGUGGUACAGUGUUUGUGUGAUGAGGAUGAAGUCUCCGCAGACAUGGCUAGUGCAAUGGAUUGGAUCGGGCGACUAAGCGAUCGAGCGGUCUCCGAGACCUUUGCUGCCCUGCAAGGCCUGGACCAAGUGGUCGAGUCUGAUGCCGCAGCAGUUCUGAAUCUGAUGGCCAGUGGAGCAAUACAGGCAGCAGUGGGCCGCUUGCAGACCUUGCCGCCACCGAGCUUGUCAAUCGAGGAGUGCUGCAGAGCACAGCUUGAGAUGCUGGGCCAGGCUGCCGAGUUAAUUCCAGAAGGCUUGUCCUCUGGAAGUUUGUUAGGCAAUCCUCCUUUGGAAUGGCAAGCAGCAAUCCUCGCAGCUCAAGCGCACUUGGCCAUGGCUGAGGUGCAGAUCAAGCUCAAUGCUUUUCCUCAUGGAAGGCAGAAACCGAAGCAGCGCGCUUCGUGGUAUUUGGAAAAGGGUCGAUCUGCUCUUCACAGGGCAGCAGCAGUUGCCAAGACUGAGGAUGAUGUGGCAGUGAAUUUACUGCUUGUCCAUGCGCACCUCUUGACUCAAAAACUUAGCCAAGAGAUGGGGCCUAAGAAGCUCGAACAAGGCUUGGAGGAGCUCCUAGCCGCCGCCCGGAUUCCUGUUUCAGUGGCAGCGGCAGAAGGCAAAGUUCCUUUUGCAGGAUGUGGUGUGCCGCUGCAGCUCCAGGCUGCUUGGCGAGAAACCAGACUUCUGCUGUUGGAUCGCAUUCGCAGUGCGCUGCGUGCGCUUUGCACUGGUGCUUCAAACGAAGGCUCUGAAGGCUGGAAAGAACUCUAUCGCUUCUCUCUGAAGCUUCAGCCGUCUGAACUCAAGGACUUGGUCUUCAUGUACGAUAAAGUUUCUAGCCCCAAGUAG
Molecule: messenger RNA, 3630 nt
Organism: Durusdinium trenchii
Lineage: Eukaryota; Dinophyceae; Suessiales; Symbiodiniaceae
Source: the annotation of a GenBank genome assembly